Caenorhabditis bovis is the source of this 453-nucleotide messenger RNA. The record is from the annotation of a GenBank genome assembly. Lineage: Eukaryota; Metazoa; Nematoda; Chromadorea; Rhabditida; Rhabditidae.
AUGGAGCCGCUUCUUCUGCCAUGGAACGCAGAUAUUCCCUCAUUCAGUGAAGAUGUCAUCGAAAAGGUUGAAGCUCUCAUUCAACUUUGGACUUUUGCCAUUUACUUUCAACACAAGCCAAAAUCUAUGCAGCAAAUUCUAACAGAGAAUAAUUAUCCAGAAUCUGUAAUCAGCGGGUUUUUCAAUGUUUAUCUAGGAGAGAAACUCGUUGACGUCAUCGAAAGGAUAUCAUCACACACAUCUUCUGGAAUUCCACGCGUUCUCAACACUGAAUGGCUAUCGCAGACAAUUAUUUCCAGGAAUGGCUGCCCUGGAAGUGAACCUCAGAUAACCCUGACAAUCGAAACUAAUCAAGGCCAGAAGCAGCUUCAACUAUCUGAAAAGCAGAUUAAAAAGCUAUACUAUGCGACCAACGAUGUUCAAAACUCUUUAGAUAAUCUAUUAAAGCGCUAA